Messenger RNA from Ctenocephalides felis (cat flea), 2333 nucleotides. RefSeq names its product 3-phosphoinositide-dependent protein kinase 1-like. The record is from RefSeq and is a predicted model, not a curated record. Gene Ontology annotation, biological process: peptidyl-serine phosphorylation; intracellular signal transduction. The transcript has 5 exons. The coding region runs from base 787 to 2307 and encodes 506 amino acids. NCBI's taxonomy places the organism in Eukaryota, Metazoa, Arthropoda, Insecta, Siphonaptera, Pulicidae. Gene Ontology annotation, molecular function: ATP binding; protein serine/threonine kinase activity.
AAUGUGUAGAAUACACUAUACAGAUACUCCAAAAGCAGUAUAGACGACACGACAUGCGGACGCAAGCGCAUUACCUUCCCGCUCUGCGCGCUCCUGUUCGGCCCGUACCCCGCAUGGUCCGUCCCCCAUGAUCGUAUUCCACUUCGAACACGCUCGAAUGUCGAGAGACACUGUGUACGACUAUUCAGCCAGUUGUGUUAAAUCCGUUAUUGUGAGAGGUUCUGUUGCGUGUUAUAAGUUUAUAUCGAAUGUUAGUGCUUUUCUACGCAAUAUGUGAAUGCCCGUAAUAAUAUAUGAAUAAAAUCCAUGUUUUGAAACAAAAUUCGAAGUACACGUGUGUGUAUGUGCUUGCAAAAUGUGACACGCGAAUAUUCGACGCCCGAACUCGUGCGCUCGGUAAAUCGAUAUCUAGAGGCGCGAAGCAUUUUGUAGGACACCACAGAUAGAACGGGAAAGUUUCAGUGGAAUGUAGUUAUAAUUUGAUAUGCUUAACGUAUUUGCACGCAGUUUUAGACAUUGACAUCAAUUGUGACACGUGUGUAAAAAGUGUUUCGUGAGUGCUAUCGAAAAACAAUAAUAUAUGCUUGUUAAAUUCGUGAACAAUUGAUUACGACUCGUUUCCGAUAUUGGAAACAAUUGUUGAUUUAAAACAUUUGUGUGUGAACGAAUAUAUAUUUGGAAUAAAAAUACAAAAGGGAUUACUUCACAUAAACUGACGGUUGUUUUGCUGUACUUUGAACUUUAGGCACUGAAAUUAACGGCCAGCAGCCUGCAGCAGCCGCCGUGAUGCCGGCAGCGCCGCCUUCGCCGCCGCCAGCACACAGCGUGGAGGGUUCGCCUCCAAGGAAUGGCGUCACCGCCCAAAGGCACCAGGACGCACCUAUGCCAACUAGGCGAAGCCCUAAAGACUUCAUUUUCGGUCGAUCUAUUGGUGAAGGAAGUUUUAGUAAUGUUUAUUUAGCCAAGGAUAUACACUCCCGUAAAGAAUACGCAAUAAAAGUAUGUGACAAAAGACAUAUAAUUCGCGAGAGGAAAGCUGAAUACAUCAAAAGAGAGAAAGAGGUGUUGCACAUGCUUUCAAAUUGCGAAAAUGGAUUUGUUCAUCUUUAUUGUACAUUUCAAGACGCUGAUAAUUUAUACUUUGUCUUAUCCUAUGCUAAAAAUGGUGAAUUGUUACCAUAUAUAAAUAAAGUUGGUUCAUUUGAUUUAACAUGUACAAGAUUCUAUGCGGCUGAAAUUUUGGUAGCUUUAGAAAAAUUACACUGUAGAGGAAUUAUACAUCGAGAUUUGAAGCCUGAAAAUAUACUUUUGGAUGAACAUAUGCAUAUUUUGAUAACUGACUUUGGUUCUGCUAAAAUAUUAAAUGAAGAUAACUCAAAUUUAAAUUCGUCUGAAGGGGAGAUGUGUGAAAGGCGAAAUAGCUUUGUAGGCACAGCUCAAUAUGUUAGUCCCGAAUUAUUAAAGGAUAAAAGGGCAUCUAAAGUAUCUGAUUUAUGGGCAUUUGGUUGUAUAAUAUAUCAAAUGGUGUCUGGUUUACCUCCUUUCAGAGAUGGAUCUGAAUAUUUAAUUUUUCAAAAAAUUCUUAAACUCAAUUAUGAGUUUCCAGAAGGCUUUGAUGAGACUGCCAAAGACUUAGUAGAAAAGCUAUUAGUAUUGGAUCCUAACAAGAGAUUAGGUAUAAACGAUGAUGGGCCAACUUACAAAAGUGUGAGAGAACAUCCUUUCUUUGAUGGAAUAGAAUGGGAUACUUUGUAUCAGCAAACACCACCAGAUAUUUAUCCCUACUUGCCUGGUAGAAGUGCAGAUGAAGAACUUCGAAGUCAAUACAGAGUCCCUGACCAUCUAGAACCAGGUUUAGAUGAUAAACAACUAACUAGACUGUUUGGAUUAGAAUUAGGAAUAGCUGAACCACGCCAACCUAAAGGCAUAUGUGAUAUUUCACCAGAAGAAAUUGAAAGGCGCUUAGAAAAGCAAAAAUUAGAUAAAUGGCAUCCAUUUGUAGAAAAUAAUUUAAUUUUGAAGCAAGGCUUUGUUAACAAACGCAAAGGUUUAUUUGCUAGGAAGAGAAUGCUUCUUUUAACAAUGGGUCCAAGAUUAUUCUAUGUAGACCCAUAUAACAUGGUGCUCAAAGGUGAAAUACCCUGGAGCCCUGAAUUAAGAGUAGAACCCAAGAAUUUUAAGAUCUUCUUUGUACAUACUCCAAAUAGGACAUAUUAUUUAGAAGAUCCCGAAGGUUAUGCACUUCAAUGGUGCAAAGACAUAGAAGAUGUUCGCUUACAUGUUUAUGGAAAGCAACAACCAAAAUAACAUAGAUAUGUUAUGCUUUAGAUAGA